Messenger RNA from Populus trichocarpa (black cottonwood), 1930 nucleotides. Its product is annotated as DUF21 domain-containing protein At1g47330. The record is from RefSeq and is a predicted model, not a curated record. The coding region runs from base 136 to 1677 and encodes 513 amino acids. The transcript is spliced from 12 exons. Gene Ontology annotation, biological process: magnesium ion homeostasis. Gene Ontology annotation, cellular component: intracellular membrane-bounded organelle. Lineage: Eukaryota; Viridiplantae; Streptophyta; Magnoliopsida; Malpighiales; Salicaceae.
CAAAAAAGGAAGAAAGAAAGAGUUGGCCGUGCGAGACAAACCAACCUGCCUGCAAAAUUCACCUCCAAACUCUCUGAUAAAGAGCGGACAAGAAGACGAAGCAAGCACAGCACCUACCCGCAGAGAAAGAGAAAGAUGGCAUCUGACAUAGGAUGCUGUAGUAGCAAGUUUAUGUUGUAUAUGGUAAUAAUAAUAGGAUUGGUGACUUUUGCUGGCCUGAUGGCUGGCUUAACUCUUGGUCUCAUGUCUUUGGGCCUUGUCGACCUUGAAGUCCUCAUCAAGUCUGGCCGUCCUCAGGAUCGCAUCCACGCCGCUAAAAUAUUUCCAGUGGUAAAGAAUCAGCAUCUUUUGCUGUGCACUCUUUUGAUCGGGAACUCUUUAGCAAUGGAGGCUCUUCCUAUAUUCUUGGACAAGCUUGUUCCUCCUUGGGCUGCAGUAUUGGCAUCAGUGACUCUCAUAUUAAUGUUUGGAGAGAUAUUGCCACAAGCAGUUUGUACUCGUUAUGGCUUGACUGUUGGAGCAACGUUGGCGCCUCUUGUCCGUGUUCUUCUUUUGCUAUUCUUUCCCAUUUCUUAUCCAAUUAGCAAGGUUCUGGAUUGGAUGCUUGGCAAGGGACACGCUGUCCUUUUACGGAGAGCAGAGCUCAAAACUUUUGUUAAUUUUCAUGGCAAUGAGGCAGGGAGAGGCGGGGACUUGACACAUGAUGAGACUACUAUAAUUACUGGUGCACUAGAAUUGACUGAAAAGACUGCAAAAGAUGCGAUGACUCCCAUAUCGAAGGCAUUUUCCCUUGAUCUGGAUGCAACUCUUAAUUUGGAAACAUUGAAUGCAAUAAUGACGAUGGGCCAUAGUAGAGUUCCAGUUUAUGCAGGAAAACCAACAAAUAUUAUUGGACUUUUUCUGGUGAAGAACCUUUUAGCAGUUGAUCCGGAAGAUGCAGUUCCUCUAAAAAAAAUGAUCAUACGGAAAAUUCCGCGGGUUUCUGAAGACUUGCCUCUAUAUGACAUCCUAAAUGAAUUUCAGAAGGGUCACAGCCACAUUGCUGUUGUAUACAAAGAUUUGAAUGCUAAUAAAGAGACACCAAAGAAUGAGUUCAAGGACAGCUGCAGGAAGAGGGGCAAAACUGAAACAUCACACGAGAAAGGUGAUAGUGAGGUCGGCUCUACUUCUGCUAUCCCAAAUAAGAAGGCUGCUUUGGACUCGGAUGAUAAUCAGACUGCUGCAACUAAGAAUGAUGGAGGCCAACAGAUUAAGAAGAGUCCACCUUCUACUCCUCCUGCCUUUAAGAAGCGACACAAAGGUUGUUCAUUUUGCAUUUUGGACGUUGAGAAGGCUCCCAUUCCUGAGUUCCCAUCCAAUGAAGAAGUUGUUGGUGUAAUUACAAUGGAGGAUGUCAUCGAAGAACUUCUUCAGGAGGAGAUCUUGGAUGAAACUGAUGAGUACGUCAAUAUACACAACAGGAUAAAGAUCAAUAUGCAUGCAUCUCAGGACAAGGCUCCCCAGUCAACUUCACUGCCAUCUGCCAAUGACGCAUCUGUCACAGGCACUGCAUCCCCAACAUCACUGUUGUCCAUGGCUCCAACACCAACCCUUUCCGUCUCGAGUGGCACUUCGUUAACCAGCUCACCAACCACCACAAAUCAAGUUUCCGAGGGAGACUCCUCAAAGAACCAAUAAUAUUUGUAGUUGUCUUUGUUGAUAUAUUGAUAUUAACAUAGAUCAAAGAUACCAGGACAAAUUUAGGGAUCAAUUACCUUGGUAGAAAUCAAUGGUCGACUUGGUGUAAGUAAUUAGGCAGAUAUACACUGCUGCUAUUUGUUCCAUGUGCUUGAUUGCAUAACAGGAUGAUUGUGCUUAAGAUCAUAAAAGUACUGUAAAAAAAAUCUUCUAUUAUGUGUAUGAAAUUCAAAAACUCUCUAGUUUUCAAGAA